This is a messenger RNA of Cucurbitaria berberidis CBS 394.84, 1796 nucleotides long. RefSeq lists its product as uncharacterized. The transcript has a single exon. NCBI's taxonomy places the organism in Eukaryota, Fungi, Ascomycota, Dothideomycetes, Pleosporales, Cucurbitariaceae. The record is from RefSeq and is a predicted model, not a curated record. Bases 458 to 1600 code for a protein of 380 amino acids.
CGUUUAGCAGGGGGGAGACUGGAAAUAUGCUAAAUGAACACAUAAAAAUCACUCAAGAACCGACCUACUAGAAACUCCAAGAACAGACAUAGUGUGAGUAUCACAGGUCAGGUGACAUAAAUGCUCACAUCACUUUCACUUUUAUUUUAUGGGACUAUUUGAGAGCGACUUGAUUAAGGGAGCUUAGGAAAGACUAGAUAUGGAGAUUUCCUUCCUGCACAGCUAGUGAGUUUUCUAUGCCUGCCCUGAAUGAAAGGUAAAAGGUCCUAGCUAAAGGCGUGCGGGAUCGGCGCUUUUACAUUCAUUUCACAUUCACUGCGACUUUGCUUGAUUUAGUCACACCCGCGACGGGAAUCUCUACCACAAAUUCAACUCCACCGCAGAGUCCCAAACCACUGUCUGUACUACAGUUUGUGGUCCUUGGCCACCGGCUACUUCCUGAUCGAAAGCAGCAAAUAUGGGCAAUGCAGCCAGUACGACCGGUCACGCGCCAGGCAAUGAGACCUCCGGGUCGGUGCCACUCGGUUUGGCCUCCUCCCUUCCAGACAACAGUAAGAGAUCGCAUCGCAACACUUACACUGUUCGUAGCACUGCUCUAGAUUAUACAAUGGACAACGAACACACCGCGUUAGAUACUGCCACCCAUAGCCCUGAGACAGGGCAGGGAGAGAACGACUUCCAAUCUUCACCAAAAAGCACAAACGCACAAGCUCUCGAUCCAGCAGACAUGCCUGACUCCGGUAGCUCGCAUAGAAUUACCAGUGGUAUCCAGUCCGUACAAGGACCCGAGCAUCAACACCCUCACAAGGUGGGUAGCAAAGACGCGCCGAAAGGCCCAGAGGGCGUAGCUGACAGCGAAGACGAAGAACAUGUACCAGGAGUGGAAAUUUCUGACAUUCGGAACCUCCAACUAGCAAUCGGUCGCGAACGCGUACCAUUUCUUCCGAAACUCUCCGAUUUGAAGCUUGAUGUGGUCACAGAGAAGGAGGAUUAUCUGCCAGUCGUUAUGCUAGUUGGCACAUACAUUUCGAGCAAUCCGCGUUCGAACCUCAACGGUCUGGAAGUCUGGGCAUUCCACACAAUUCAAGACGAAGAUAUAUUCCCAUACAUCGAGCCGCAUACUCCUCUAGAGCUCGUGGCUUUUAGUAAAGCUGGAGAACAUGUUCCAAACCUUGCAGGCACCAAACCAGACGACACGUGGUUUCAAGUCAAACAAUGCGUUCAGUUUCUACCGGAAUUCGGUCAUCUGCGCAGUUUGGCAGAGCUCUUGUGCCUAGUGCGAUACUGCUUGUUACUCGCCGCGGAUGAGCAGCUGUUUGGCUUCGACGGCUCCACGAUCCCGACAGACAUGAGUUUCACGAGGAAGUUGGUCGACAUUUGCAAUCGCAGGUGGGACGAGCAGCGCUUCAAGACGUAUGAAGAGACUGGUGUGAUGCCCGAGUUUCAUGAGAUACAGAAGAAUGUGCCAAAGGGCAAGAUUACGUCGCGAGAGGCGGUUGAGAUGUUCUCGGAGUCUGAUGAGUCGUCUGGUGAAGAUGAGAUUCCAGAUACCCGGCCGGAGGGAUAUGAAGGACACCUGAAGAGAAUGAAGAGCAUCUAAGUGUAAGCGGUAGAGACUGCACUUAGUAGAGCGAUGGCAGUGACUUUUGGAAACACAUGUCCGCUCACCCGAGUCUUCUUUUCUUCGUCAUAUGGCGCAAUCGUCUCUAAUGUGAGCGUUAAGAGCUGUCAGUAUCAAAGCUUGUCUAGAUGCAUAUAACGGAGAUAUACUAUGAAAAUCAAAAUGCGAGGAUACG